CUUUUUCUUUACACACUUCUAAAUGUUUAUUCCGCUUGAAGAUUUUUCUAAGUGUCUGACCCCCUAUUUUCUUCUCAAUUUCGUCCUUGGGAAGUUGGUUUCUAACAGCAAUAUUCGAGCGACAAACAAUCCGGAGUCCUUGGCCGGCAAGGACCAUGCCGACUCUGCAGAGCUUCGCCGUUCUGCUGCUUUUUAGCUUCCUGAUUAGUCUGACCUACUCUCUAAACCCAAGGGACCCUAAUGUGUGCAGCCUGUGGGAGAGCUUCACCACCUCAGUGAAAGAGUCCUACUCACAUCCUUACGACCACGUUACAGAGGAGCCCUGCUCGGACCCUAGGACCUCCUACAGAUGCACGCGCCACAGGAUCACCUACAAGACUGCCUACAGGCAGGCGGUGAAGACAGACUACCGCAAGAGGUACCAGUGCUGUCCAGGCUAUUACGAGAGCAGAGACAAAUGUGUCCCUCGCUGCAUCAAGGAGUGUGUCCAUGGUCGAUGUGUCGCUCCAGACCGUUGCCAGUGUGAGGGAGGAUGGCGAGGCGACGACUGUUCCAGCGCCUGUGAUGACAAACACUGGGGGCCAGGCUGCAGUCAGCAGUGCAAGUGUGAGAACGGAGCUCUCUGCGAUCCUGUCAAGGGGGCGUGUCAGUGUCCUCCAGGGUUCAUAGGACGCUACUGCGAGGAGCCCUGUCCAGCAGGCACCUUUGGGAAGGGCUGUCUGCAGAGGUGCAAGUGUGGGACUGGAGGAUCCUGCGAUAAAGCCACCGGAGAGUGCUUAUGUCGAGACGGAUUUACUGGGACUUUCUGUGAGAAGAUGUGUCCCAGGAAAUGCCAGGCACGAUGCCCCUGCCAGAAUGGUGGUAUCUGUAGGGGCAAAGGGAUCUGCGAUUGUCCCCAUGGAUGGACGGGUGCAGUUUGCACAGAGCGAUGUCCAGAGGGAAGAUUUGGAUCAAACUGUGCUGAGGAGUGUGUCUGCCACAACAGGGGCAAAUGUGACCCUGAAACUGGACAGUGCCAGUGUGCUAAAGGUUUCACUGGUAACAGGUGUAAUGAGGAGUGUGCUGCAGGCACUUAUGGUCAGGACUGUAAAGGUGUGUGUGACUGUGCUAACGGUGCGCGCUGCUACAACAUUGAUGGAGGCUGCCUCUGCGAGCCGGGCUUCAGUGGUCCACACUGCAGGGACAGGAUGUGUGCACCCGGCAAAUACGGCAUGCACUGUGAACGCACGUGUCUCUGCCAGGACAAACACACACUCAGCUGCCACCCAAUGAAAGGAGAAUGCACGUGCCAGCCAGGAUGGGCAGGACUAUUCUGUAACGAGACCUGCGCUCACGGUUUCUUCGGUCAUGGUUGCCUGGAGCCGUGUCUGUGUGUGAAUGGAGGGGUGUGUGAUAGUGCCACCGGCCGUUGCCAGUGUGCCCCCGGGUUCACGGGGGUUCAUUGUGAGAGUCCAUGUAAAAGUGGCACCUAUGGCAAGAACUGCUCCCUGGAGUGCUCCUGUGAAAACUUUGUCGACUGCUCACCAAUUGAUGGGACUUGCUUUUGCAAAGAGGGCUGGCGAGCACCAGACUGUUCCACCCCCUGCUCUGAGGGAACCUGGGGCCCAGGAUGCAACGCUACCUGCCACUGCGCCAACAGGGCAAAAUGUAAUCCUGCAGAUGGAUCCUGCACCUGCACAGCCGGCUGGCAGGGGGCACGCUGUGACCAACCAUGCCCGAUGGGCACAUUUGGGCCAGGCUGCUUGAAGAGGUGUGAUUGUGUUCAUGCUGACGGCUGCCAAGCUACCACUGGGGAGUGCCACUGUCUGCCUGGUUGGUGGGGUUCUCGUUGUAAUGAGCCAUGUUCAGAGGGCCUGUGGGGGCGCCACUGUAACCAGACCUGUUUCAAGCAUUGCCCCAACAGUGACACGUGCUUGAGGGAAACUGGAGCAUGUGUGUGUCGCCCGGGCUACUGGGGAGUCACCUGUCAGAACAAAUGCAGAGCUGGUAUGUAUGGUGACCAGUGCAGCAUGUCAUGCCCAUCCUGUGGCCAGUCAUACCGCUGUCACCAUGUGACAGGAGAGUGUGAUUGUCUACCUGGACACACUGGGACCAACUGUGAUCAAGUUUGUCCAGCUGGCUACUAUGGCAAACAGUGUUCUGAAGUGUGUGUAAACUGUGCCAACAACUCCACAUGCGACCACCGGGAUGGUCACUGUGAAUGUUUGCCUGGGUGGACUGCUACAGACUGCUCCAUACCCUGUAGUCCAGGACGCUUUGGCCCGUUCUGUACUCAGACCUGCUCCUGUCCGACCAACCUCUGUGACCGAUUCACUGGAGACUGUGUGUGUGAAAGUGGAGAUGACUGUAAACAAGACUCGUCAGAGCAGUCAGGGAGCGUUAUGGUUCCUUUUCCUCCUGGUGAGAGGGAGUCAUGGGGAGCCAUUGGCGGCAUCGUCGUGCUCGUCAUCCUGGUGGUCUUGCUACUGACUUUGCUGCUGCUCUACCGCCGCAGGCAGAAGGACAAGCAGAACAACACGCCGACCGUCUCCUUCUCCACCAGCCGCACAGUGAACUCUGAAUACGCCAUUCCAGAUGUUCCUCACAGUUACCACCACUACUACUCCAACCCCAGCUACCACACACUGAGCCAGAACAGGCCUCCACUGCCACACCUCCCCAACAACCACGACUGCACCAUUAAGAACACCAAUAACCAGCUGUUCUGCAGCGUGAAAAACAUGGAGAGGGAGCGGCGGGGCCUGUUUGGGGUUGAGAGCAAUGCCACUCUACCUGCAGACUGGAAACACCACGAGCCCCGCAAAGACUCAGGAGCUUUUGGAAUCGACCGGAGCUACAGCUACAGUGCCAGCCUCGGAAAAUAUUACAACAAAGAGCUGAAGGACACGGUGGCGGUGAGCAGCAGCUCUCUGAACAGCGAGAAUCCUUAUGCUACCAUCAAAGACCUGCCCGGCCUGCCCUUCUGCCCCCCUGAGAGCAGCUACAUGGAGAUGAAGUCAGCCGUGCCCAGAGAGAGAGCAUACACUGAGAUCAGCCCGCCACCAUUCAACACGGCCACCUUACGCAGAGAGCGUCAGAGUUCCCUCGGUCACGCUCCACACGAGGACCCCCAGAGCCACUACGACCUCCCUGUGAACAGCCACAUCCCGGGACACUACGACCUGCCGCCAGUCCGCCGACCCCCCUCCCCUAGGAGAACACCUCAGUGACAGUCACAACAGCAGAGCAAGUUUCCCUCCUCUUCACUUUGAGGAUGAUUUCAGGCAUGUGCACAUAAAGAAAGAGCAAACUUUAUGCUCUUCUCUGACAAUCAGAGCUGUAGACCACCCACAGAGCAGCAGCCAGGCACCUGUCCCACCAAGGAACUAUUGUUUACUGUGGAUGCCCCCCUUUCAACUCAACACUGCCCCUCUGUGGGCUAAAGUGGUACUUGCUUCACCGUGACAGACUUGUCAUCCAGACUGGGGAGCCAGCAGGCUGCGGUGAGGAAGGCUGAACUGUGGCGACGCCAGCGGGGCUUCAGCUGUAUUCACCUCCCAUGGGAAAAAUAAACCAGAAGACUUCACGGUUAAAAGCAGCAACUUAACUGUAAUUGAAGUUUUCCACAUAUUUUGCUGCUACUGAUCAGCUGGUGUGCAUGUUUAAAAGCCCCCUUUUAUCAGAAUUCAAAUUUUCUUCUGUCUUCAUCAUCAAAAGUGACUAAUGUAGACAUUGUUUUAAGUUUUAAUUUUGCUUUUUUAGUUCCAAAAUCCAAACAGGAUUUUUUAACAGGCAGCUUUGGAUGAACUCAUCACAGCUGGACUUCGUUUUGAUUUGCUCAUUGAAAAACCUUGUCAACCUCAAAAAAGGAAAGAGAAGGUCAUGGGACUAAAUAGUGCAGAAAAAAAUCCUGCCAGUGUUUAAGUCUUUUGUUUAAGACACAUUAUUAAAUAUUGUUGUUUCUUUAUUGCUGAUAUUCAGGAUUCCGGAAUCUGGAGAAGUCAGGUUGUUUCACAAAAGUACCAAAGAUUUGUUUACCACCUGGAAGCCAAGAUGAACAAAGAGUCUUCUCCAAAUGUGGCAUUUAGAUACACAAUGAUACACGUCCCCUGUUUGUUUAACAAAUGUGGCUCACUUAUUGCUGCUGUCAGAUAAAAACUUUGUAAAUAUUGAAAUAAAUAAAUUGUUAGCUUCACAGUAAUGUAGAAGAACAGCCAUAUUUUAAGAUGAUGUUUUUAAGGGGUUUGUGUGAGCAAAGAUAUGCAUUUGCUAAAUAAUAGAUACCAAAAGCUUAGCGUAAACACAAACUAAAAUAAACCAUCAUCAAACAGGGAAUUACUAGCCAAAUUAAAGCAACAUUAUGAAUGUCAAUGCAGUAUCCUACAGAAACUUUUGUCUUUGCCGUAUUUAAAGGGCUGGUUCACCCAAAACCUUUUUUUUUUUCUUACUUAAGAGUACUCCACCGAUUUAGCAUUGCAGCUCUAUAACAAUUUAUCAGACUUUGUGCAGCUACCUCUGGAGCCACAAAAGGCUUUGUACAACUUAUUUCACAUAUGCAGUAGUACUCCCCAAGACCUGUAUACAGACGCUGAUGUGUAAAAUCGGUGGGGUUCCUCUUUAAGUCAUAUAUAGGCCUAUAGACAUGCUGAUAUCAGUCUCUGAGAUUUCUGUUGCCAACCCAGUGUCACUAUGAACUGUUUUUACUGAAACUACUUUGUUUUAAAAAAAAUAGACCCUAAGAAAACUAUUGACAGUGUGUUCUGGCAAUUAUCCAGAAUAACAGGGACACUGUUUUAUUGGGUUGGAGGCAGAAAUAGGAUAUUUAAAAAGCUGGACAAUAUAAAACCAAAACCAUCUGUAAGACUAGACACUGCUAAAUUUGAGCACGUUUGUUUUGCAAUGUGGGUGAAUUGGCUGUGUAAUUGGCUGGUAAGUCAUUUUGCCAAAACUGACAAAUUUAAAAUUAUGUAAACUAUUAUAGUCACUUUGCUUAAAAAUGUCUGGGGAAAAUCUGUUGGCCUACCGUUAAGUUUGUCAUUACUUCUAACUUGUUUUUGUCAACCAAAGUCUUGUGUUGCUGCUAAAUAAUUAAUGUUAAUUAGAUAAUAGAAACCCUGUGUACCACAAAGAAUGUACAUUGUGCUUUAAAUGCUGUAGUUUUGAGUAGAGCUUCAGCUUUUUUUACAUAUGGCCAAAUAUUUUUGAAUGUAACCAUGGGAACAUGUGUAUAUAAUGUAAAUAAAAAUGGCUGCACUUUU
Siniperca chuatsi (mandarin fish) is the source of this 5237-nucleotide messenger RNA. RefSeq names its product platelet endothelial aggregation receptor 1 (gene pear1). Gene Ontology annotation, molecular function: scavenger receptor activity; protein binding. Bases 156 to 3209 code for a protein of 1017 amino acids. The record is from RefSeq and is a predicted model, not a curated record. The transcript has 23 exons. Lineage: Eukaryota; Metazoa; Chordata; Actinopteri; Centrarchiformes; Sinipercidae.